Epithele typhae is the source of this 1410-nucleotide messenger RNA. RefSeq lists its product as uncharacterized. The transcript is spliced from 4 exons. Lineage: Eukaryota; Fungi; Basidiomycota; Agaricomycetes; Polyporales; Epitheliaceae. The record is from RefSeq and is a predicted model, not a curated record. The coding region runs from base 1 to 1410 and encodes 469 amino acids.
AUGGCUGGUCGCUCCUGUACAGGUGAGAUCUUGAAGUUGCCGGACGUCCGGCAAGCAAUGGAUCCCAGCAUUGAGGCGUUCAAGACCUUUGAUGUCGCGGUGUCGAAUCUCACCGUUAAAAAAAUCACUCAGCUCUUGAGGGACUACCUCUUGCCGGCCUAUCCAAAGAAGAAGGCGGAGCUGCUCAAUCGACUGCGCGAGUUUGCCGCACAUCCGGAGCAGUGGGCCGCGAAGCUUCUGCAGUCGGUCUCAGGGAAGAGCGCGCGGGGGAACAUCUCAAAGAAGCGGGCUGCAAAGAGCGGCAUCGACAAGAUGAUCAAGGGGACAUUUGGAGAGUCGGCCAAGGAAACUCACAAGUUCAACCCUAGGACCAUCCCCACUGCUCGUGAUCUUCAAAGCCCACCCGCUCUCGCGCCUGCAGUCAUCCGGAAUAACAAUAGCUGGUCUGAAGACGAUAUCCCCCACGAGCACCUGCGCUUCUUUACACUCGACACUGGGGAGACCUUCCCGUUCGACAAGCGCACGGUCCGGAACCCAGCCAGCAUCUCGUACGCACGCAACCUGUCAGCUCUCUUCAAAGAUUGGCACGAGUCCUCGCACCUGGUCGUCAAUGGGCGCGCGAUACCCAUCAAGAGCUGGCCGUUCUUCUUCCAGUCGUUGGUCGGUGUCCGGAAGGGCUGGAAGGUGCUCAAGCAGAAGUGGGGGAUGUGGAAGUUCAUAGUAGCGGAGCGCGAGUCCUUCCCCGAUGAUGACACAUUCUGGGCAGCCCACUCUGACCCAGACGGGACCCGGCACCCUCAACAGCGCAUUGCGAAUGACCUACAGGUGCGCCGCCUCGCCCAACAGGCCGAUCACUCCGCUCUCGUUGAGCAGGCCCUCAAGUUCUACGGAGGCAACCUCGCUCGAGCGGACGCGGGUGUGGAGAAGAAAGCGCCCAGGGAGGCGCGGUACUUCACGUACGUCCGGCGCAACGAGGUCGUCACUCUCAAGACACCGAGCAGGAUCGCGUCAGCAUGGCUGCAGCUGCUCACCGAUCGUCCCGACGUCGCUGCAGAGUGGGCCGCCAUGAGGGAGUGGGAGGAGAUCGAAGCCGAACUUGCGGCUGCCCAGGAAGUUGAGGAUGAGGAGGACGAUGAGGACGGCAACGAGGACGAUGAGGAUGGUGCUGUGAGUGCGUCCGGCCCAUUGAACCUCGCCAGCGACCUCGUUGGAGUCACGGCCGCUACCACAGACUUCAACUUCGACUUCGACUUCGACUUCGACUUCAGCUUCGACUUCUGCAACUUCAACAUCACCAACUCUUUUGCAGAGGGCACGUCGGACCCCUCUGGCAGCGACCUCGCUGGAGUCAAAGCUGUCGAGUCCGAGACGGACUUCGACAUGGACUCCUUCUUCGCUGCUGCCAUGUAG